AGAGAGAGAGAGUUUAUCCAUGAUGCCUCAGCUCAUGCAAUACUUUUAAUCCGUGUGUAUCUCUUCCAACCCAAACCCCAUCUAAAAAAACUCACUCAUUCUACGGCGAAAGUUCCUUCUAUCAAUGUUUUCAAAAUAGAAACCAGCAGACAGAAAAUGUUUUCAAUAUAAAAACCAACCAGCAGACAGAGAGAAGCAGUGUAUAGAGCAGGAAAGACAGACAGAAAUCAUGGAACAAGUGACGCAAUAAGAGGGACCUACUGCUUAAUUUUUUACGGACAAAAACGGUCACUUUCAAUGAUUUUUCAUUGGUGGUGGUUCUGUUAAUUGCCCAAAUCUAAUCAUCCUCUCUGAGAUCUUAUUCUUGAUCAGAAGAAAGAAAAAAAAAAUCCUCUACGCUUCCUCUACCAUUGCCUUUCUUUUAUUUUUGAUCAAAUAAAAAAGGAGAGCAGUGGUUUUUGUGACAACUGCGAACUGUCUUCUGAAAGGAAAAUUGUAGAUCUCAUUAUAUGAAGCCAUUUUUCAGUCUGGUGGAUGUGCUUCUAGUGCUUGUAUUUUUCAGUCAUGUUACAUGGGCUGUCAAUGGCACCUCACAUUGCAAACAGACGGACUCAAGGGUGAUUCGGCCUCACAGUGUCAGUAUUACCGAAUUUGGGGCAGUUGGAGAUGGUGUCACUAUCAAUACGAUAGCGUUUCAGAAUGCCAUCUUCUACCUCAAUUCAUUUGCUGACAAAGGUGGGGCCAAGCUUUUUGUCCCAGCUGGCCGGUGGUUGACAGGAAGUUUCGAUCUCAUCAGUCACCUAACUUUGUGGUUAGAUAAGGAUGCAGUAAUUCUUGGAUCGAAGAAUUCUGAUGAUUGGCCAGUUGUUGAUCCUCUGCCUUCCUAUGGCAGAGGUAGGGAGUUACCUGGUGGAAGGCAUCAAAGCCUCAUAUUUGGCCGCAAUUUGACUGAUGUAAUCAUAACAGGUGAUAAUGGAACUAUUGAUGGCCAAGGCAGUGUUUGGUGGAACUGGUUUAGAAGUAAAACUCUGAAAUAUACUCGGCCCCAUCUGGUUGAGCUGAUGAACUCAACUAGCGUUGUAAUCUCAAACUUGACUUUCUUGAAUUCUCCAUUUUGGACCAUCCACCCAGUAUACUGCAGCCAUGUCAUAGUCCAGAAUGUCACAAUCCUAGCUCCUCUGGAUUCACCAAACACGGAUGGGAUUGAUCCAGAUUCUUCUGAUGAUGUUUGCAUUGAAGACUGUUAUAUUAGCACUGGUGAUGAUCUAAUUGCCGUCAAAAGUGGGUGGGAUGAGUAUGGCAUUUCAUUUGCUCGCCCCAGCGCAAAUAUUACAAUCCACCGGCUUACGGGACACAAUCGAAAUGGCUCUGGGAUUGCAAUUGGAAGUGAGAUGUCUGGAGGUGUUUCUGAAGUUUAUGCAGAAAACCUCUAUUUUUUCAAUUCAAGCACAGCUAUUAUAAUAAAGACAGCUCGUGGAAGGGGUGGCUAUGUGAGAAAUAUCUGUAUAUCAAAUGUUACCUUGGUUGGUGUAGACACAGCUAUAAGGUUCAAUAGUAAUUUUUCUCAGCAUCCAGAUGAGUUUUAUGAUCCAAAUGCUCUCCCUGUAAUAGAAAGGAUUACUGUUAAAGAUGUCAUAGGAGAGAAUAUAAAAGUUGCGGGCCUCCUCAAAGGCAUAGAAGGUGACAUUUUCCAUCAUAUUUGCUUACUGAAUGUUGCUCUGAAUGUAACCUCAGAUCCAUGGAACUGCUCAUAUAUUCAAGGAUACUCUGCUUUGGUUUCCCCAGAAACUUGUGAACCUCUGAAGGAAAGUAUCUACCCCAACCAUUCUUUAGAUUGUUUUCAUCUAUCAAAUCAUUUGUGGAGUUCAGGUAAUCAAAACAGAGGUUCUUGGUUGCUUUCUAGCCCAUCACCUCGCUAAGGAAAUGAUGCCCGACAUAAGAAGUUGAUUGGAGUGGCUGAUAUGUGGUUCCUGACCUGUAAGAUGGUGUUUAGAUUUUUUUUUUCUUUGUAACUUUGUGUGCAGUAACAAAUAAUUGAGUUAUUUGUCAGAAAAAUGAAAAUAGAAGGCUUUUUUUGAGCCUUCAACUUUGGUUUGUUAUACUCUGAAAUGCGAAUGGAUUAAAUUUUGGUAUGUUACCUAGAGCAAAUUAUUCAAAAGCCCAAUGAAAACAGACUUUUCAUGUGCUGUGUAAUUGCUUGAGUUGCCUUGGCGUGAUUGUGGCCUAUCUUGUCUGUUUCCUGGAAAGUUACAUCGUUUGUAUGAAAAGGAAAGGCAAUUUCCGUACUUUUGAAGGAUAUUUAGAAGUGCUCAAGU
This is a messenger RNA of Durio zibethinus, 2315 nucleotides long. RefSeq names its product putative polygalacturonase. The record is from RefSeq and is a predicted model, not a curated record. Lineage: Eukaryota; Viridiplantae; Streptophyta; Magnoliopsida; Malvales; Malvaceae. Gene Ontology annotation, biological process: carbohydrate metabolic process. Gene Ontology annotation, molecular function: polygalacturonase activity.